AUGUUAGAUCAAACUAUAAGGGACUUGCAAAACAAGUUCAAGAUAAAAGACCUAGGUGAGCUCAAAUUCUUUCUGGGAAUUGAGUUUGCUAGGUAUGAGAAGGGCAUAGUGAUGAAUCAAAGAAAAUAUGCUUUAGAGUUCAUUUCUGAAUCAGGACUGAGCGGAGCUAAACCUGUAGGAACUCCACUAGAGUUGAAUCAAAAAAUGACUUCUGUGGAUUAUGAUACUUGGCUGCAAAGUGACAAUGCAGCUACAGAUGAAAAGCUGAAGGAUCCUAGUAUCUAUCAGAGGUUGAUGGGUAGACUUCUAUACCUCACCAUGACUAGACCUGGCCUGGAAUUUGCAGUCCAAUUUUUUAGCCAAUAUAUGCACUGCCCCAAAACAUCUCACUUAGAAGUUUCCCUCAGAGUGGGGGCCUGUGUGGAUCCAAGAAGGUCUGUUAUAGGUUAUCUAGUGAAGUUAGGUGGUGCUCUUAUCUCCUGGAAAUCAAAGAAGCAGGAAACUGUCUCCAGGAGCUCAGUUGAGGCUGAAUUUAGAAGCAUGGCCUCAUGCACUGCCGAGAUUACUUGGCUUGUGGGGUUGUUCAAAGAGCUUGGAAUUUGUGUGGAUUUACGUGUUCAGUUGAUGUGUGACAGCAAAGCUGCAAUACAAAUUGCAUCAAAUUAA
Messenger RNA from Nicotiana attenuata, 666 nucleotides. RefSeq lists its product as uncharacterized. The transcript is spliced from 2 exons. The record is from RefSeq and is a predicted model, not a curated record. NCBI's taxonomy places the organism in Eukaryota, Viridiplantae, Streptophyta, Magnoliopsida, Solanales, Solanaceae. The coding region runs from base 1 to 666 and encodes 221 amino acids.